UUCACUCUUCAAAGUCUAUUUGUUUCGCUGUUGUCCUAAGUCCCAAUUCCCAAACCUCCCAUCCCCUGUCUACUAGGGUUUAAGCCCACAUUUCAUUUCUCUCUGCUUCACACACAGAGACCACCAUGUCUCUCUAUCGUCUCCUCCUCCGUUCUCUCCGCCGCCCUUCCACCACCACCUCCCAAACUCUAACCCCACUCCUCCUCCUCCAAACCAACCAACCCACCCGCCGUGGCUUCGCCUUCUCCUCCGCCGAAGAAGCCGCUGCCGAACGACGCCGUCGCAAGCGCCGCCUCCGCAUCGAGCCGCCUCUCCAUGCACUCCGCCGUGACCCCUCCCAACCGCCACCACAGAGAGACCCGAACGCUCCUCGGCUUCCGGACUCCACCUCAGCUCUGGUGGGUCCCAGGCUGAACCUCCACAAUAGGGUGCAGUCUCUGAUCAGAGCCGGUGACCUCGAUGCUGCUUCUGCGGUGGCGAGACACUCUGUGUUUUCGAAUACGAGGCCUACUGUCUUCACUUGCAAUGCUAUCAUCGCCGCCAUGUACCGUGCCAAGAGGUACAAUGAUGCUGUUGCCCUCUUCCACUUCUUCUUCAACCAAUCAAAUAUUGUUCCUAAUGUUGUAUCUUAUAAUAAUUUGAUUAAUACUCAUUGUGAUGAGGGGAGGGUUGAUCAGGGGUUGGAAGUGUAUCGCCAUAUUAUUGCGAGUGCACCAUUUAGUCCAUCGUCGGUUACAUACCGGCAUUUGACAAAAGGGUUGAUUGAUGCAGGGCGGAUUCAAGAGGCGGUGGAUCUCUUGAGGGAAAUGUUGAAUAAGGGGCACGGUGCAGACUCAUUGGUUUAUAACAAUGUGAUCAAGGGGUUUCUAGAUUUGGAAAAUUUGGAGAAGGCUAAUGAGCUUUUUGUUGAGCUGAAGGAGCGGUGUCUGGUGUAUGAUGGGGUUGUGAAUGCGACAUUUAUGAACUGGUUUUUUAAUCAGGGGAAAGAUAAGGAGGCAAUGGAGUCAUAUAAGUCCUUGCUUGAUCGCCAGUUUAAGAUGGUGCCUGCGACUUGCAAUGUUCUUUUGGAGGUAUUGCUUAAGCACGGGAAGAAGAAGGAAGCUUUGGCAUUGUUUGAUUCGAUGUUGGAUAAUCACACCCCGCCAACUUUCCAAGCAGUGAAUUCAGAAACAUUUAACAUAAUGGUUAAUGAAUGCUUUAAGCUUGGCAAGUUUGAGGAGGUAAUUCCCACAUUUAAGAAAGUUGGGACAAAAUCAAAUUCAAAGGCUUUUCAAAUGGAUGUUGCAGGUUAUAAUAAUAUCAUUGCUCGGUUUUGUGAGAAUGAGAUGUUAUCAGAGGCAGAGAUGCUGUUUACAGAAUUAUCCUCAAAGUCAUUGUCCCCUGAUGUCACUACUCAUAGGACUUUGAUUGAUGCAUUUUUGAAAGCGAACAGGAUUGAUGAUGCAUUGAAGGUGUUGAACAAAAUGGUGGAUGCUGGUUUGAGGGUGGUUGCUAGUUUUGGUAAUAGGGUGUUCGAUGAAUUGAUCAAGAAUGGCAAGGCAGCAGACUGUGCCCAGAUUUUGUCUAAAAUGGGAGAAAAAGAACCUAAACCAGACCCUACUUGUUAUGAGGUUGUGAUUAAGGGACUUUGCAAUGAAGGUGCAUUGGACAGGAGCUGGGAUCUAAUGGGCGAGGUGAUGAGGUAUGGUGUUGGUGUUACUCCUGCAUUGCAGGAAACUGUAAAUGAGGCAUUUACAAAAGCUGGUCGGGGUGAAGAGAUUGAAAGACUGUUGGGCAUGAAUAGGUGGGGAUAUGCACACAUGCCAUCAAGACCACCUCCUCGAAUGGCAGGACCUUCUCACCCACCAUCCGGACCCCCUCAAAUGGUAAGGCCACAAUACCCACCAUCUGGAUACCCUCAAAUGGCCAGACCCCAGCAGACACCAUCAGGGCCCACACAAAUGGGUUGGCAGCAGUACCCACCAUCUGGACCCUCUCAAAUGUCCGGACCACAGUACCCACCAUCUGGAUCCCCUCAAAUGGUUGGACCACAUUACCCACCGUCUGGAUCCCCUCAAGUGGCAUGGCAGCAGCACACACCAUCUGGACUUGCUCAAUUUGCCAGACCACCACAGCCACCAUCAGGAAUCAACCCAGAGUCUCAAAUGACCGGACCCCAGCAGACACCAUCGGGGCCCACACAAAUGGGAUGGCAACAGCACCCACCAUCUGGACCCUCUCAAAUGUCCGGACCACAGUACCCACCAUCUGGAUCCCCUCAAAUUGCUGGACCACAUUACCCAUCAUCUGGAUCCUCUCAAAUGUCAUGGCAGCAGCACACGCCAUCUGGACUUGCUCAAAUGGCCAGACCACCGCAACCACCAUCUCCCCCUCCAAUGACAGGAUUCCAUCACCCACCAUCUGGCCCAUCUCAAACAGAAGGGCUGCAGCACCCACCACCAGGAUCUCAAACAAAUGAAUCACAUAACUCACCCUCAGCACUUCCUCAAACAACGGAACAGGUAGCAACGGGUUAGUUUGAUUCUUUGAUACCAGGUCAUUGAUAGAGAUGCUGGUUCUCUCUUGUUCUGAUUUUGAAUUGGGCAAGGAGAGUGCUACCUCAUUCUUAUACGCUGAGUGUCUCUUUGUGCUACAAGUCUCUGUAUUGGUUAGUUUCACUUGAGUAUAAUAAUGACGUAGUUUUUGGUAGGGGUGUCUUAAUAUUAUACGGAACUGUUGUUACCCUCAAUGUGUUAGCUGAUAUGAUGAGCCAAUUAAUUUUGUAUUCAGACAUAUACAUAUUUAUUCAAGACAUUUUUAAUCUGAAUAAUCUUGACGCUCA
Messenger RNA from Quercus robur (English oak), 2821 nucleotides. RefSeq names its product pentatricopeptide repeat-containing protein At1g10270. Bases 126 to 2516 code for a protein of 796 amino acids. The transcript is spliced from 2 exons. Gene Ontology annotation, cellular component: chloroplast. Gene Ontology annotation, molecular function: protein binding. NCBI's taxonomy places the organism in Eukaryota, Viridiplantae, Streptophyta, Magnoliopsida, Fagales, Fagaceae. The record is from RefSeq and is a predicted model, not a curated record.